Messenger RNA from Strongylus vulgaris, 510 nucleotides. The record is from the annotation of a GenBank genome assembly. NCBI's taxonomy places the organism in Eukaryota, Metazoa, Nematoda, Chromadorea, Rhabditida, Strongylidae.
AUGGCCAGUCAUUAUCAUCGCCUGACCAGUGGAACGCCCACUGUGCCCAUUUCACUGCUCGGUUACAAGUCGCAAGUUAUUCGUCUACGACAACCAGUAGGACUUGCUUCAUGGGAAUUCAAAGCUGAAAAUAUUUUGCUUGAAGCCGUUGUUGCUGUUUUCGCCGUUGGGGAUGUUCGAAAGGGAAAAAUUUAUGUUAAGGGCCAUGAGCCUAUUGUUGUCGCUGUAAAGACGGUUCCCGGCAGAACAGUCGAGGCCAAACAAAAAGUUGUGGAUUUGAUGCGAGAGUGUCGCCUGCUGAGAGAAUUGAGUCAUCCUUGCGUUACUCAAUUUUACGGGGUGAAACUGACCGGCUUUUCAAUGUCAAAAAAAGGUUCUGUGUAUUCUAUAAAAACGGCGAGGCGUGUGGCAAUGAGAUGGAUGGCGCCGGAGACGUUGUCUAAGUUCUACUACACGCAGAAAUCAGACGUAUACGGUUUUGGGGUAAGCGCCGUACUUCAGAAUUGCUAG